AUGCGAUGGUUGGGACCAGUGGUUGACGUGCGACUGGGCGAUUGGGCGAGGGACACGCAAAGAGGGCGGCGGGAGCAGAGGCAAAGCGAGCGCGGGUACAGUCGCCGCUGCGCAGCACCGCUACCUAGCUAUUGCAUCAGAACUGGCGCGGCUGGAAGGCUGCAGCUGCGUCCUGACAUAAGUUACGCUUCCGGGGCGAGCCAAGACGCCCGCCGACUGCCCCAAGCUGCCAACAUCACUCCUCCCCAUACUCUUCCUCCUCUCUCCCCGCCCCACAAGCCACCACCACGAAUCCUACCCGUCCAGCGCAUCAGCGUCCCCCGGGCCCCGCGCGAGCAGCUUCCCACGUUCGGCCCGCGUAUUGGGCCACGCUCCAGCUGCCACAGCACCGCAGUCGCCGGCUCUCCGACGCCUGCUCCCGCCGCUGUAGACGCCUGCCACGGCGUCGAGACGGCUGGAGCUUCCUCCGCACGCGCGACCGCGAACCUCUGCAGCUCCUCGCCCGCCCCAGCUGCCCCCCGAAGCCGCAACUCUCCCGCAACUACCGAUCCAUUGCAAGAGGCGUGCACCACUCUAGCGCCUCUUACAUCCACCAGGCCCGCCGAGCUGGCCGACGAAAUCCCUCACGACCAUCCCCCUACACUCGCCCCCGACUCCCCCGCCGAUCCACGUCCAGGUUUUUCCUCGUACACGGCAUUCUCAGCACAACCUGCAGCCGGCGGAAUCCCGAGCACGCCCGCUGCUUUUAGCUCCGUCCCGAUCCCCGAGCCAGAGCAGCCCUCGUCAGCGACCAAGCGCCCGCGCAGCUCAUCAGAGUCCACCAUCUCUGAUACCGAAAACCCCCGCUCCUUCCCCCCGGGUGAGGCCUCUCGCAGGCCGAAACGCAGACGCCGAGCCGAUCACACAAUGCGCCUAGGCUCCGAAUCAUCGCGGAGGUCUCCAUCGCCUUCCCAGCCUUUCUCCAACGGCCACAACGGCGUGUCGCCAGGCCAAGCGCCAGGCCUCGGAAAGGCAACAAAUGGUAGCGCGCACGGCGCGUCGGAGAGUAACGGCGAUGCUACUUCCUUCAUCAACGGCAGCAGGCCUGCCACCUUCUUCGGCCAUGAUAGAGAGGAGGUGACGAGGAUCUUGAUCCAAGGCCUGUCAGAUCUCGGCUACCACAGUGCAGCGGCCUCGCUAAGUCAAGAGAGCGGGUUUGAGCUCGAGGGUCCGACUGUUGCAGCUUUCCGGAAUGCGGUGCUUCAGGGUGAUUGGGCCGAGGCCGAGGCGCUAUUGUUCGGUACGACAAUCGAGGAUGGUGGCGGCGUCGGAAUCGGAGAUGGUGCAUACGGUUAUGGGAACGGAAAAGAGCCCGACAGGUCUGAAAAGUGGUCGUCGGGUACCCAGCACAUUCGCGGCCUGACAUUAGCUGAAGGGGCGAACAAGGACCAGAUGAGAUUCUGGAUGCGGCAACAGAAGUAUCUGGAGCUGCUCGAACAGCGCGAUCUUGGUGCUGCGCUUAUGGUGCUUCGUCAAGAGCUUACACCUCUGCACCAAGACACUCACGCAUUACACUCGCUGUCAAGUUUGAUGAUGUGCCAGUCAGCAGAGGAUCUCAAGGCUCAAGCAAGCUGGGAUGGCGCUGCAGGGGAAUCGCGAAGUAUACUUCUAUCGGAGCUGUCUAAGUCAAUAUCUCCCAAUGUGAUGAUCCCAGAGCAUAGGCUUGCAGUACUCUUAGACCAGGUGAAGGACAAUUGGGUCGGCAAGUGUCUGUAUCAUAACACUUCGGACUCACCCUCGCUUUACCUCGAUCAUCAGUGCGACCGCGAAGAAUUUCCGCUUCGGACAGUGCUUGAGCUUCGUCAUCAUCUCGAUGAAGUCUGGUUUCUCAAGUUCUCCAACGACGGGUCCAUGCUUGCCACUACGGGCAAGGACCAAAGGAUCUACAUCUAUGACACAUCCAACUACACCCGGCGCUUCGCUCUUGAAGAUCAUGAGAACGGUGUCUGCUACCUGGCCUGGAGCCCUGAUGAUACAAAGCUCAUCAGCUGUAGUCAAGACAAUUCUGCCAAGUUGUGGGACAUGACGACCGGUCAGCUUCUUCAGAGCCUCGACAAGGGAUUCGACUACCCCGUGACCUCCGCGGCAUGGGCUCCGAAUGGUGAAACCUUCGUUACUGGAUCCCAAGACACCAAUGCUGGCCUUUGCAUGUGGAGCAAAGAUGGCGAGAAGAGGCACACGUGGAGGGAAGAUGGUAGCGAGCGCGAGCGCGGAUACGCUCUUCGUGUUCACGAUGUUGCCAUCACCCCGGACGGUGAACGCCUUGUGGUCGUGCUGGAACAUCACAUCAUGGUCUACGACUAUCUGACACAGGAGAAGGUUUCCGAGUACGAGAUGAGCGACGUCAAGUUGACGUCCUUGAGUAUCAGUCAUGAUUCACGGCGCAUGCUUGUUAGCAUGAACGAGAACAAGAUUUGCCUGAUGGAGAUUGAGACUGGCGAACUUCUGGAGAAAUACGUGGGCCAGAAGCAGAGGGAGUACAUAAUCAGGAGUGCUUUCGGAGGAGCUGGCGAGAACUUUGUGGUCAGUGGCAGCGAAGAUUCACGGGUUUACAUCUGGCGAUCGAACGGCAACUUGGUUGAAAAGCUCGAAGCGCACAGAUCUGGCUGCGUCAACUGUGUCGCAUGGCACCCCAAGGAUCCUUCCGUCUUUGCCUCUGCAGGCGACGAUCGCACAGUUCGCAUGUAUGGGACCGCAGCCUUUAUGUUACCAGCCAGUCUUGAUAUCUAA
Molecule: messenger RNA, 2769 nt
Organism: Diplodia corticola
Lineage: Eukaryota; Fungi; Ascomycota; Dothideomycetes; Botryosphaeriales; Botryosphaeriaceae
Product: wd domain-containing protein
Exons: 6
Coding region: 1-2769 (922 amino acids)
Biological process (GO): proteasome-mediated ubiquitin-dependent protein catabolic process
Cellular component (GO): GID complex
Molecular function (GO): protein binding
Source: RefSeq, a predicted model, not a curated record